CCCGCUUGACUUUAGCCUGGGAGCAAAAGUUACCGGGCGCGCGUGUUUUUCCUUUUUCUAAAAGCAUUGCUCGAAGAACAACUGCCGGCCCGUUGGGGAAGAGGCUGCUCCCUCCGGCAAGGCAGACCCGAUGGCGGCGGCGAGGAUCCUGGUCUUGCCGUCUCCCCGCUGCCUGUGGGACGAGCCGGUCCAAGUGAAAGUCGAGGGCCUGGGGCCGCUGCAGGAGGUGACGCUGCGAGCAUCCUUGGUGGACGAGAGCGGCGAGCUUUUCCAGUCGCUCGCCUACUACCGGGCGGGCAGCUGCGGCGAGCUGGACCUCAGCCGCUCGGCGUCGCUGGGCGGCAGCUACUCCGGCGUGGAGCCCAUGGGGUUGCUGUGGUCGCUGGCAUCCCAGACGCCCUUCAAGCGCCUGGCCAAGAGGGACGUCCUCAGCCCUUUCCGCGUCACCUACGAGGUGCUGGACGGGCGCGGAGUCUCCGGGCGGCUCCUCGGCGAGUGCUGCAGCGAGAGGAGCUUUCUGGCCGACGGGGUGGAGAGGAUCCCGGUGCGAGAAGGCAGGCUCCGAGCCACGCUCUUCGUGCCACCCGGCCCUGGACCGUUCCCAGGACUCAUUGAUUUGUAUGGAAGUGGAGGAGGUCUUGUGGAAUACAGAGCCAGUCUUCUGGCAAGCCGAGGUUUUGCUACACUGGCUGUUGCUUACAUGCACUUUGAGGAUUUGCCAACUUUCCCAGAGUUCUUUGAAGUGGACUAUUUUGGUGAGGCUGUAGAGUUCUUGCGGAAACAGCAGCAGGUGAGAGCUACAGCGAUUGGAGUCCUAGGACUUUCCAAAGGAGCAGAUCUUGCCCUUGCUCUAGCUACGUUUUGGCCAGGUAUCAGAGCAGCAGUCAGCAUUUCUGGCUCAGGUGUUAAUGUUUUUACCCCCCUGCGAGUGAAGGGGCUCACUAUUCCUCCCUUUCCAUGGGACCCAAACAAGAUUAAGCACACUGGUGAUCCCGGAGUUGUGGAUUUCUCAGAAAUCAUGGCCGAUCCCAAAGACCCAGCUACCUGGCACUGCCGCAUCCCUGUGGAGACAUCCUUAGCCAACUUCCUUUUUCUGUCAGGGCAGGAUGACAGAAACUGGCCAAGUGAGUCGUUUUGUCAAGAAGCCGUUGGACACCUCAGGCGGAGUGGGCGCCGUGUGGAGUUCUAUUGCUACCCCGGGGCAGGGCACCUCUUAGAGCCCCCCUAUCUGCCUCUGUGCUAUUCCUCAUUUCACAGGCCACUGGGAUUUCUCGUGGUCUGGGGAGGAAAAUGGAGAGAACAUGCAAAAGCACAGGAAGAUGCCUGGCAAAGGAUACUGGCUUUUUUCAGACAACACCUGCUGGAUUCCACCGUUAAAAGUAAUCUGUAGACUGUGGUUUUGUACAUGUGUGAAGGAGCUGGUUCUUAAUGUGCACAUCCCACUUGAGAUGUCAAGAACAGGUGCGACGCCUACCUGUUCAGCCAUGACCAGGUACGCUAGUAAUGCGCAACACACCUCAGCCAAGGGAAUUGGUGAAAGCACAUUUCCCUCAAUGGCUCUUCCAGAAACUGACUGUGGCAGUUAUAAGCCCCUUUCAGUUUCCGAUUCUCUUAAGAGCAGGGGGAGUGCUUUUUUCUUCAUUACCACGUAGCGAUACUAUGAGCACUUUGUCAGGAUGUAAGUGUAAUGAGUGUGAUCUAUUCAGCUUCAUCUUAGAACUCAGAUUUGAAAUAACUUGUCAUUUUGCAGCCAAACAAAGGCAUGACAAGUUUACCAGCGCACUAGUGCCCUGGUCAUGUGGCAGAGAAAGGUCAUACCUAGCACACCUGCAGGGGUGUAUCCUCCAUUCACCUGGCCACUUCAUUUCCUCCUGUCUCAUGAAAAGGUCUUUGAAAGAAAUCAAUCUCUUUACUCAUAUCAAGCCAGACCUUCUUGUGAACCCUACCACUUAGCAAAAUUUUGAGAAAGCCUGUUAAAUUUACACACCUGUUCCUUACAUCUUAAUACAUUUAUUAUAUUUCAGAUCAACCUUAAUUAAUUAAUCAGUACAUUAAUAUGCAUGUAGCAUCCAUACACCUUGUUGGUACCUGGUAAGAGAAUGGCUUGACAGAGAGAUCUGUUCAGCGAAAGGGAGUGGUGAUAAUGCAAUGCAUUAUUGCUGGCUGAGGCUCGAUGAGAAAAUUUUCCUGAUAUGACAAUAAAAAAGUCAAUAGAAUAAAUGGUGCAGAGGAUGGCAUUUGGUAGGGCACGUUAAUAGUUCAAUCUGAUACCUGUCUUCUCAGAAGUAAGCCCUAUAGAGUUCUAUUAGAUGUAUUCCCAGAUAAGUAUGUAUUCGAUUGGAGUCUAGGAAUACAAAACAGUAGCAAAUCUAGAAAAUCAUUUUAGGGGAAAAGUGAACAACACCGAUAAACGGAGAAGUCAUCAAACUAUGGUACAAAUUACCAACAAUAAACCUGAUUUCCUCUUGUUUCAGUGUAGUCGUUUGUUUUAGAAAUAAAUAAAGAGUAACUACACUGCCGAGACUAUUUAUAAAACUAACAGAAGGCUAGUGUGGUGUAAUGGCUGGUUUGGGAUUAUGGACUUUAUGGCACCCUGUUUUAGCCACUGCUACAUCUGGAGAAUAAUAUUCCUCUUAACUUUAAGUGAAAUCCUAUGCAUGUCAACUCAGAUGUAAGUCUUGGAGGAGGAGUCCAAGAACCUGCACUCCUCCAGAUGUUGCUGAACUUCAGCCAGGGGUAAUGGGAGCAGGAUUGUAAUACCUGGCGACCACAGCCAGGUUCUCCACUUCUGGUUUAGCCUGUACUUUGAUUUUUUUGGCAGAGAAAGUAUAAUCAUGUUUACCAUCCACAUUUACCAAUCCAUUUAUAUGUAGUGCGUGAAAAUUGCCGCACUCUUGAAUUAUGUCACUGUUCUUCCUUUGCUUUGUAUAGCUCUAUUCAUUAAGCAAUUUGUAAUGAUAACGUUUCUUUAUAUGUAAUUAAAAGUGGAAAGAGCUGUCUCCACAGGGAUUUUGUGAAGUUUAAUGUGAUAUUGCUGCUUCUGAAAGAUUUUUGUAAAUCCCCUAGAGUUGGGGUGUGUGUAUAAUGAGAGAGUAUAAAUAAAGAAUCUAAAACUA
Messenger RNA from Podarcis muralis (Common wall lizard), 3116 nucleotides. RefSeq names its product acyl-coenzyme A thioesterase 1-like. Gene Ontology annotation, biological process: fatty acid metabolic process; acyl-CoA metabolic process. The record is from RefSeq and is a predicted model, not a curated record. Gene Ontology annotation, molecular function: fatty acyl-CoA hydrolase activity. NCBI's taxonomy places the organism in Eukaryota, Metazoa, Chordata, Lepidosauria, Squamata, Lacertidae.